Arvicola amphibius (Eurasian water vole) is the source of this 1464-nucleotide messenger RNA. Its product is annotated as mitochondrial import inner membrane translocase subunit TIM44-like. Gene Ontology annotation, biological process: protein import into mitochondrial matrix. Gene Ontology annotation, molecular function: protein-folding chaperone binding. Lineage: Eukaryota; Metazoa; Chordata; Mammalia; Rodentia; Cricetidae. The record is from RefSeq and is a predicted model, not a curated record. The transcript has a single exon. Gene Ontology annotation, cellular component: mitochondrial inner membrane.
CAUGGCGGCGGCAGCUCUGCGGGGCGGCUGGUGCCGCUGUCCGCGAAGGUGCCUAGGCAAAGGAGUCCAAAUUCUCUCCAGCCACAAACUACCCCAUGGUUCAAGCUACCAGAUAAGCCGGCCAGGAGGAGAGCUGACACUGACCAAAUCCUAUUCUACUGGGAACAGAAAAGGGUUUUUGUCAGGCUUACUAGACAACAUCAAACAAGAAUUAGCCAAAAACAAAGAGAUGAAAGAGAGUAUAAAAAAGUUCCGAGAUGAGGCAAAGAAGCUAGAAGAAUCAGAUGCUCUCCAGGAAGCCAGAAGAAAAUAUAAAUCCAUCGAGUCAGAAACUGUGCGAACCAGUGAAGCCAUAAAGAAGAAGCUUGGGGAACUGACAGGGACAGUGAAGGAGAGUCUUGAUGAAGUCAGUAAGAGUGACCUUGGCCGGAAGAUCAAGGAGGGGGUAGAAGAGGCUGCCAGGACAGCCAAGCAAUCAGCAGAGUCAGUAUCCAAGGGUGGGGAGAAGCUGGGCAAGACGGCAGCCUUCAAAGCCAUCUCCCAGGGUGUAGAGUCGGUGAAGAAGGAGAUUGAUGAGAGCGUACUAGGACAGACGGGGCCCUACCGCCAGCCCGAGCGGCUCCGGAAAAGGACGGAGUUUGCUGGAGCGAAGUUCAAAGAAGACAAAGUGUUCCAGGCUAAUGAGGAAGCGUUGGGGCUUGUACUACACAAGGACUCCAAGUGGUACCAGCAGUGGAAGGACUUCAAAAACAACAAUGUGAUGUUCAACCGCUUCUUUGAGAUGAAGAUAAAGUACGAUGAGAGUGACAAUGUUCUCAUCCGGGCAUCCCGGGCCUUAACGGACAAAGUCACUGACUUGCUGGGGGGCCUUUUCUCAAAGACAGAAAUGUCAGAGGUGCUCACAGAGAUCCUUAGAGCGGACCCAAACUUCGACAAGGACCGCUUUCUUCGGCAGUGUGAGAGUGACAUCAUCCCCAACAUCCUAGAGGCCAUGAUUUCUGGGGAGCUCGACAUUCUCAAAGACUGGUGCUAUGAAGCUACUUAAAGCCAGCUGGCCCACCCUAUCCAGCAGGCCAAGGCUAUGGGCCUCCAGUUCCACUCCAGAAUCCUCGACAUCAGCAAUGUGGACCUGGCCAUGGGCAAGAUGAUGGAGCAGGGUCCUGUGCUGAUUGUUACCUUUCAAGCCCAGUUGGUGAUGGUGAUCAAGAACCCCAAAGGCGAGGUGGUUGAGGGUGACCCGGACAAGGUGCUACGCAUGCUGUAUGUGUGGGCACUCUGCAGAGACCAGCAGGAGCUCAACCCUUAUGCUGCCUGGCGCCUUCUGGACAUUUCAGCCUCCAGCACAGAACAGAUCCUCUGAGGGCAGCGGUGGUAUCUAGGCAGCUCCAGAGCUAGACCAUCGUGGGACAGAUACACAGAGGCGCCAUGAGGCACCUUGGCACAAGACCGAUAAGACUAUGUAUG